CAGAAGAUGUUCGUCAUAUUUUAUUUACUGCUGACACUCAGGGUGGGAAGAUGCACAGAUGAUGUGAUCGUUGACAUGAAGACUGUUGGUGUUGGAGAUGAUGUGACUCUGACCUGUACCCGCCAGAAAGCUCAUGAUACAGUAACAGCCUUGUUUUGGAUCAGGGUUGUUUCUGGAAACUUACCUGAAUUCUUGGGGGCAACAUAUACUUUUGAUUAUAAGGGUAUUAAUCAGACUCCUCGCAUCACAGCAAAACAAGGACCUGGAACGUUUCUUCUCCAUAUUCAUAGAACAAAGAGAAGUGAUACUGGAGUUUACUACUGUGUAAAAGUUCACCAACGUGACAUGAAAUUUUUGAAUGCAACAUUUCUGAGAAUUAAAGGAUCAGAACCUGAUAUCACUGCUGUCAUUCAGGAGCCUCCAUCUGAUUCAGUCCAUCCAGGAGACUCAGAGCCUCUGAAGUGUUCAAUCCUCUCUGACCCUGAAGACAAAACAUGUCCAGGAGGUCCCAUUGUGUUCUGGUUCAAAGCUGGAUCAGAUGAAUCUCAUCCCAGUGUCAUUUACACUCAUGGAGACUCUGGUGAUGGAUGUGACAAGAGUCCUGAGGCUCACGCUCCACAGAAAUGUGUCUACAGCUUCUCUAAGAGCGUCAGCUCCUCUGAUGCUGGGACUUAUUACUGUGCUGUGGCCACAUGUGGGGAGAUAUUAUUUGGAAAUGGAACAAAACUGGACAUUGAAGCAGUCAACACCUGUGAGUCACAGCGGGACGGUACAUUUGUCUCUCUGUUAUGUGCUGCUUUGGCCGUAAGCCUGAUGGUUAUAGCGUUUCUCAUUUAUUCAAUCAAGAAGCUCAAGGAACAAUCUUGUGGUUGCUGCAACGCUGAUGUUGCUUUGCAAAAUACUGUAACAGCCAGCGCUGACUGCCAGUCAAGUGAGCAGACAGAAGAGUACUCACUGAUUUAUUCUGCACCAACCUUCACAAGUAGGAGAGCUGGAAAAUCAGAGACAAAGGAUGUUCCAACAGUGGAGGAAGAGAGUAUCUACACUGAAGUCAGGGCUCUCGAGUUGGAUUAGAAGACUAAACAAUGAAACCACCACUUAAUGCUGUUGUAAUUUUUAUCUGCUCACAAAAAAUGUGUGCUUCAUUUCAUUUGACAUUAUGUUUAUAUGUUUUGUAAAGAAAAAUGAAUCCCUGUGGCAUAAAGAUAAUAUAUUAUAACAGUCAGGUUCUUUGCAAUCGACUAUUUCUGUAAAAAUCUAAUAUUUAUAAACCUUUGUUGUUUCAUUUUUAGUUGUUAAUUUGGAGAGGAUUUUCCUGUCUCCUCCUUUGUUUCUCAUGAAUUUUCCUCCACGACCCACAUCAACAUAUGCAUCAGUGCUGUAAAGGUAUUGUGCUAACAGGUUUUUGGUUGUGAUAUGUUGCUUCCUUCUUGAUAAAUACAUAUUCAUUUUCAUACUUUAUUUAUAAUAAAAUCAAAGAUACAACUUU
This is a messenger RNA of Scatophagus argus, 1489 nucleotides long. RefSeq lists its product as uncharacterized. NCBI's taxonomy places the organism in Eukaryota, Metazoa, Chordata, Actinopteri, Scatophagidae. Gene Ontology annotation, biological process: response to bacterium. The transcript has 6 exons. The record is from RefSeq and is a predicted model, not a curated record. The coding region runs from base 7 to 1074 and encodes 355 amino acids.